ACUGUCAAAACAAGAUUAUAAUCGGUUUAGGUUAGAACCUAUAGAUUUAUUUUCUUCUGAUUACAAUAUUUUUUUUGCCUUAUAUAAGUUGUAAAAUAUUAUUAUAUCAACAACAAUGGGCCCACCUGAAGGUAUGAAAGAAUUGGACGAAAAAAGUAUGGAAAGUUUAGUGAAUUUCGUAGCAGAUGUACGGACAGGCAAGGUCCAAGGUUCAGAGAACAUAGCGCUGGCGACUGUCAAUCUAUUGGAGCAGAUAAUAACCGACCUGGAAACGUCUACGGCCAUGUCUUUAAUAAAUGCUGUCCGAGUUGCUGGACGGCAGCUGGCUAGGGCGCUGCCAUCAGAACACUUCGCUGCUAACAUGGUGAGGCGAGUGCUGCGUGCUGUUAGGGACGAGCAGCGUGCGCAACACAACCAGAGUGUGGAAGGUGCUGGCGAGUCUCUAGCCAGGCUGGUGCUGGCGGCUCCCCUCAGACGUGGGACGUUGCCCAGUGGGAGAGACUUGAGGGAACCGCUGAGAGAUCAUAUAGCUGAGCUGCGAGCCGAGCUGGAUUCCAGCACCUCAUCAAUCUGCUCCCAGGCCAAGGAACACCUGCACGCUGAAGACCUGGUACUGUCCUAUGGAGGUGGCGCUUUACUGGAAAAGUUCCUCAAGAGCAGCACAAGGAAAUACAAACUCCUACUAGCAGCUGGUCCAGAUGUUACAGAGUGUCACUCGAUGGCUGUCCGUCUAUCACACAGCGGCGUCUCCGUAACAGUGACCAGCGCGGCUGCUGUGGGCGCCCUGAUGUCCAGGGUCAACAAGGUGGUGUUGGAGGCCGUGGGAGCGCUGUCCGGGGGCUCCGCCCUGGCCGCGGCGGGGACCCUCGCCCUCACCACCGCCGCCGCCCACCGAGCUGUGCCGGUGGUGGUGCUGUGUCCGCUCCACGCUCUGUGUGCUGUCCACGCCUGCGAGAGACGUCUGCUAGCAUCAGAUUCUCCACCGGCUGAAGCUAUACCAUAUCAGAACUUGGAAUCUUCUGUGUCACGAGUGGUGUCUCCCAAGUAUGACGUCCUGCCUCCGGACCACAUUUCACUGUUCAUAACAAAUCUCGGAGGCAGCUCACCUUCGUACAUCUACCGACUUCUCUCUGAGAUAUACGAUCCGAGUGAUUACAACAUCUUCUAAUUAAAGUCUUUAUUUUAUAAUAAAACACGAUUAUUCAC
Danaus plexippus (monarch butterfly) is the source of this 1206-nucleotide messenger RNA. RefSeq names its product translation initiation factor eIF-2B subunit beta (gene eIF2Bbeta). Gene Ontology annotation, biological process: translational initiation. Gene Ontology annotation, cellular component: eukaryotic translation initiation factor 2B complex. The transcript is spliced from 10 exons. Gene Ontology annotation, molecular function: guanyl-nucleotide exchange factor activity; translation initiation factor activity. NCBI's taxonomy places the organism in Eukaryota, Metazoa, Arthropoda, Insecta, Lepidoptera, Nymphalidae. Bases 116 to 1168 code for a protein of 350 amino acids. The record is from RefSeq and is a predicted model, not a curated record.